Molecule: messenger RNA, 1846 nt
Organism: Etheostoma cragini (Arkansas darter)
Lineage: Eukaryota; Metazoa; Chordata; Actinopteri; Perciformes; Percidae
Product: alpha-N-acetylgalactosaminidase-like
Exons: 9
Coding region: 136-1446 (436 amino acids)
Biological process (GO): glycosylceramide catabolic process; glycoside catabolic process; oligosaccharide metabolic process
Cellular component (GO): cytoplasm
Molecular function (GO): alpha-galactosidase activity
Source: RefSeq, a predicted model, not a curated record
AGGAGUCACAUGGCACUUGGUUUACCUAACCAGGAAGAGAUGAUUGCAGCUCAGGACAAAAAAUCCAGGAAGAAGAGAGGGCAGUCACAUGCCUUCAAUAACAAUACAUACACUGAUUGUUUCAGGUAAACAGAAAUGGGGCCAUUAGCGGCAACUCGGCUCCUUGCCAUGAUCUCACUGACUGUGGCGCUAGACAACGGACUGCUGAAGACUCCACCUAUGGGAUGGAUGGCCUGGGAACGCUUUCGCUGUGAUAUUGACUGUAAAGAUGACCCAGAGAACUGCAUUGGUGAAGGUCUGUUUAGAGACAUGGCUGACCGAUUGGCUGAGGAUGGCUGGAAGGAGCUGGGCUAUGAGUAUGUAAUCAUAGAUGACUGCUGGAUGUCCAUGCUGAGAGAUGAACAAGGGAGGCUGCAACCGGAACCCUCCAGGUUCCCAGGGGGCAUUCCAAAACUGGCAAGGUAUAUACAUGACCGUGGACUAAAGCUAGGCAUCUAUGCAGACAUGGGCACUCGCACAUGUAUGGGAUUCCCUGGUACCACACUGGAUAAAAUAGAGAUUGAUGCCCAGACCUUUGCUAGCUGGGGGGUAGACUAUCUGAAGUUUGAUGGCUGUAACUCAAAUCCUGUACAACAAAUGUUGGGUUACCCUCUUAUGUCCAAGGCUUUGAAUGCUACAGGCAGACCUAUGGCCUACUCCUGUAGUUGGCCUGUCUAUGUUGGAGGCCUUCCAAUGAACGUAAACUACACUUUUCUGGGCGAUAUUUGUCACCUGUGGAGAAAUUACUAUGAUAUCCAGGAUUCUUGGGACAGUUUGCAAAGCAUCAUUGAGUGGUUCUCCAACAACCAGGAUGAUCUGCAGCCGGCUGCGGGGCCUGGACGAUGGAAUGACCCUGACAUGCUCAUCAUUGGAAACUUUGGUCUUAGUGUGGACCAGGCUCGCUCUCAGAUGGCUCUGUGGGCUAUUAUGGCUGCACCUCUCAUCAUGUCUAAUGACCUUCGAAACCUGGACAACAGCGCAAGGGCCAUCCUGCAAAACAAAGUGGCCAUUGCCAUAAACCAGGACCCCAUGGGAAUCCAGGGAAGACGGUUGUUGCAGGAGAAGAGUCAUAUUGAGGUUUACUGGAGGCCACUGUCUCAUUCAGCCAGUGCCCUGGUGUUCCUGAGUCGACGGACAGACAUGCCCUACCACUACCGCAGCUCUCUGGCUAAACUCCACUACAAUAUUGGCAACUACAAGGCCUAUGAUGUGUUUGCUGGCUCGACGGUGAAGGCUUUGAACGCCACCACAGAGUUCUCCGUCUCUAUCAAUCCCUCAGGUGUUGUCAUGUGGUACGUUUACACAGAACAACAAUCCAAACAGAUGGAGAUACUCCACUACCAGCAAAAGAAAGCCUCACAGUUCACAUUCAACAACGCUAAACCUGGGCAUCAUACUGUGUUAUGAAGAAACUUUUGUGGAAAGGAAAAAAAAUGCUAAGCUGGUAUUUUAUAGAAUUAUUUAAAAGGCAGACAGGCUCAAUCAAAGCCAUCUCAACCCAAUUUGGAAUUAUCGUUGAAUAGAUGUUCUUUUGCACUGAUGUUCAUGAAACCAAAUAUAACAAGUUUUCAUAUUGUUCUCUUUUUUAAACUGUUUAGAAGUGGCUUUCCCUUCAGUUUAAUAAAACAUCUGCCUUUUUUGUCCUCCUUUAAGAUGUUUGUGCCAGUAAGUAAUUUUGGCAAAAUAUAGAUCAAAUUGUGUAUAUAUUGCGGAUUUUGUGUACUUACACACCAAUCUGACAAUCAUGAUAGAGACUUAGAAAUGCUGGGCCAUGGCACUGUGUACAUUAAAAUAGACGUGAACUUGU